This is a messenger RNA of Arabis nemorensis, 276 nucleotides long. Lineage: Eukaryota; Viridiplantae; Streptophyta; Magnoliopsida; Brassicales; Brassicaceae. The record is from the annotation of a GenBank genome assembly.
AUGGCUCCUCACACGAUUCGUUAUGGAACAAAACAACGAAGCCCACCGUACACAUCGAGAUGUAUUACUCGCUCAAGUCGCGACGAAGAUGGAGUCAAUGUAAUUUUUCAGCCGAAAUCAAAGCAACCACCACCGGCGGAGACAGACCAACGCAACAACCACCGACCAAAAUCAAUGGAGAUGGACCAAAGCAACCACCAUCAGUGGAGAGACGGACCAAAGCAACCACCAUCGGCGGAGACGAUGCCGAUGUCGCGACGGAGGAGAUGGAGAUGA